GCACAACUCGCGGUUUCUGCUUCAACAUAUUGAAUUGAACACUUCCUAACUUCUGAAAGCAAGUCAAAUGACUAUGACUGAUGGUCAAUCAGCGGGUGAGGUCCCCAAAUUCGUGGCCCCCGUAAUCCAGGACAACCCGACUGGAUGGGGGCCCUGCGAGCUGCCCGACCAGUUCAAAGAUAUGCCGUACCAGCCCUUCAGCAAAGGCGACCGUCUCGGCAAAAUCAGCGACUGGACGGGGGCCGCCUUCCAAGACAAGAAAUAUGCCAACAAGUAUGCGUCCCAGUUCGGUUCUGGCAGUCAAUACGCGUAUUAUCAUGACGAAGACGAGAGCACUUUUCAUUUGGUGGACACAACACGCGUCCAGAAGCCCCCCUAUCAACGGGGGCGCUUCCGCGCGAACCAGCGCAACUUGCGCGGGCGUGGCGGCCGUGCUGGGGUGCAAGGCAGCGGCAUGCAGUCCCUCGGGAAGGGGGUUAAAGCCAGGGACACGUAUAAGAGGAGCCAGGUUAAGAAAUGGGGACAAGGACGGCCCCAGAUUAAGAUCAGGGACGCUUCGGUUACGGUCAAACCGGAUUGGGUCACCAUUGAGGAAAUGGAUUUCCCUCGGUUGGGAAAAUUGUCGCUCCCUAACGUCAAAGACGGCGAGGAUAUUACUUGUUGUGGCGAGUUGGAGUACUAUGACAAGUCGUACGAUCGUGUCAACGUGAAGAAUGAGAAGCCGCUGCAAAGCGUCAAUCGUAUCUUCCAUACAGUUACAACAACUGAUGAUCCGAUUAUCCGUAAGUUGAGUAAAACGGAGGGCAAUGUGUACGCCACUGAUGCGAUCCUUGCGACCAUCAUGUGCUGCACUCGCUCGAAUUAUUCCUGGGACAUCGUGAUUGAAAAAAUUGGCGAUAAACUCUUCUUUGAUAAGCGUGACAAUACGGAGUUUGAUCUUUUAACCGUCAACGAAACGUCCGUGGAGCCCCCACAAGACGACGGCAACUCCUUAAACUCCCCUCGAAACCUGGCCUUGGAAGCCACUUUCAUUAACCACAAUUUCAGUCAACAGGUAUUAAGAACAGGUACCGGGGAGCCCCGCUUCAAGUUCGACAACCCAAACCCUUUUAUCUCCGAGGAGGAGGAAGGGGAGGUCGCCAGUGUGGCCUACAGAUACCGCAAAUAUGACCUAGGGAGCGGAAUAUUUUUGGUUGUCCGUUGCGAACACGAUGCCGUGGUCCAGUCCCCGAAUGGCGAGCUCCAAUUCCUGUCAAUCAAGGCCUUGAACGAAUGGGAUUCCAAAUUGGCCAAUGGGGUGGAGUGGCGCCAGAAACUGGACACCCAGAGAGGCGCCGUUUUGGCCAAUGAGCUGCGUAAUAACGCCUGCAAGCUGGCCAAAUGGACCGUUCAGGCGUUGCUGGCUGGCAGCGACCAAAUUAAAUUCGGUUAUGUUUCCCGGGCCCAUGUCAGGGAUAACAGCAAGCAUGUUAUUCUGGGUACACAGCAGUAUAAGCCGCACGAGUUUGCCACUCAGAUUAAUCUGAAUAUGGAUAAUGCGUGGGGGAUUCUGCGGUGUAUUAUUGACAUUGUUAUGAAACAGAAGGAUGGGAAGUAUUUGAUUAUGAAAGAUCCGAAUAAGCCGAUGAUCCGGUUGUACGAUAUUCCGGAUAAUACGUUCGAAUCGGACGGGGAGUCGGAGUCGGAGGAUGAGGUGCCCCCUGAUUCCGUGACUUUCCAGACCCUUUAUCCAUACACCAACAGUGCGAAACGCUAGAUUUUGUAUUUUUAUCAUGUAUUAGCGAAAGGCCGAAAUAAAAUGAUCAAUAAAUAA
Tribolium castaneum (red flour beetle) is the source of this 1813-nucleotide messenger RNA. It is a transcript of the gene eIF3d1, whose product is annotated as eukaryotic translation initiation factor 3 subunit d1. The transcript is spliced from 7 exons. Bases 68 to 1756 code for a protein of 562 amino acids. The record is from RefSeq and is marked validated. Gene Ontology annotation, cellular component: cytoplasm; eukaryotic translation initiation factor 3 complex. Gene Ontology annotation, biological process: translational initiation. Gene Ontology annotation, molecular function: translation initiation factor activity. Lineage: Eukaryota; Metazoa; Arthropoda; Insecta; Coleoptera; Tenebrionidae.